AUGGACGAUGUAGAGGAAGAGGUAAAUCUAAGCAAUACGAACGCGACCAAUAUUAUUGAAGCAAGUAGUUCACUAAAGAAAAUUUUAAAUGAAGAAGAAUACGAUUCGCUCCCUAUUUUAAUAGCAGAAAAAUUAGAAAAUUCGUUCCAACGAUCGUUUGAAGAAUUUCUUACAAAUAAAGCUUUGUAUGAAACAUCUAAAUUUCAGUAUGAAAAGGAAAUUAAAAUUCUUAAAGAUGAUUUUAGUAAAAAAAAUAAAACAUUAGAAGAUACUAUUACUAAAUUAGAUGCAAUUAAUUCCGAAUAUAAAGAAACAUUAGAAAAACUUCAAAUUGCCGAACAAAAUGGCCAAAAAUUAUAUGAGCAAAAUAAGCAACUUCAAUGUGAAUGGCAAAGUUUCAAAAUUCAAAGAGAUCAAGCCAUGGAUGAAAAAGAAUCAUUAUUACAAAUGAUUGAAAGAAGAAACUCUGAAAUUUCAACAUUAAAAGUGGAUUUAAAUGAUUUGAGUAAACAACUUCAGGCAGCAGUAAAAGCAAAAUUAAUAGCCUUAGAAAAUUCGGAGGAAGUUGAAAGUUUAAAGAUAUCAUUAACCUACAAAGAAAAGAGAAUUGAGCAAGAAUCCUUGUUAUUAAAAAAUCAAAUUCAAUGUUUAAAUGAAGAAUUAAAUAAACAAACAGCAGAAUUAGCACGUUUAAAAAAAGAAAAUUCUACAAAAUUUGUUUUAUUAGAAUCAGAAAUAUCGGAGAAAACUCAACAAUUAAAAAUAUCUGAAGUCACCAUUUUAGAUUUAAAAGAAUCAAAUGAGAAACUUUCUCAAAAAGUUGAAUCGUUGCUUCAAAAAUUAUUAGAACAAAGAAAUUCCUCUGAUCAAAUGUUUGAUAAUUUCCAACAAGAACUCCAAGCUCAAACAAAAUUAACUCAACUAUAUCAAGGUUUAAGUGAAGAAAAUGAUUUAAAAACAGAAAAAUUGACUAAUGCUAUUAAUGAAUUACAAAAUUUAUUAAAGAAUGCCAGUGAGCAAUAUGGUGAACUUGAAACAAAUCAAAAAAUGAUGAUUCUUCAACAUGAAGAAGAAAUUUUACAAAAAAAUGAAUGUAUUAGGCUGCUAAAGAAAGAACUCAAUGAUGCAAAUGAAUUGUUAAAAAUCGCCAAAGAAGAGAAUUUAGAAAAUGUUAUUGCAAAUUUAUCUCCUUCUGCUGCUGCAGCUAGUAAAUUAAUUAAAUCUGGAAUGUCUUUAACUCAAAUAUACACUCAAUAUGCUACAGUCUCUGAGCAACUUUUAUUAGAAAAAGAAGAAAAUCGUAAAUUGUCGUUAUACAUCAAUACAAUUUUGGCUGAAAUUGAAGAGAAAGCACCAAAAUUGAAACAACAAAGAAUCGAUUAUGAAAAUGCUCUUGAUAAUCUUAAUAGUUUGACAAAGCAAAUGGAUAAUAUAGUAGCAGAAUCUAAAGUUUUCCAAGAGGAAUGUGUAGAAUUAAAAAAAAGUAACGGUUUCUUAAAGCGUGACAAUGAAAGGUUAAAAAAAGAAGUCGUUGAUUUAAGUCGUCAAGUGUGUUAUUUAAUUAAGUCAGUAGAAGAAGCCAGGGGAGGAUUUGUUUCAGAUAUUGAUGUUUCACAAGUGUCGUAUGACGACUCUGAAAGUUCGGCUCAGCAUGUAAUUAGCAAAAAAUUAGUAACAUUUAGUUGUAUACAAGAUUUACAACAAAACAAUCAAAAAUUAUUGGCGUUGGUGAGACAAUUAAGUGAAAAACAGGAAGCCGCUGAAAAAAUUUCUGCGUCAGAAUUUAAUGAUUUAAAAGUAAAAGAAGAAAAAUUGCAACUCAAAGUUAACGAGUUAAUGGAAGACAUGGAAAGACAAUCAAAAAUGUUAGAUUUAAUUAAAAAUCAAAGUAUGACUUAUAAAAAACUGUAUGAGCAAGCAAUUAGAGGAGAGUUGCAUCAGGCUGAUCAAACUCUUACGUCUCCAGUCAAAUCCGGAGUUGUAACUUCUACACCUAAAAAAACACAAUCUGAAGAAAAUUCUGAGAAAUUGGAAAAGCUCCAAUUAAAAAUUAAAGAAAUCGAAAAAGAAAAAAUAGAACUUGAAAAUGAAAAAAAUAAUUUAAAAUCCGAGAUAGCAAAAAUAGAAAAACGAUUUGAAGAGCAAAUUCACUCGCUUAAAAAAGAAUCGAAUGAUUUAAUUUACAAAAAUAGCAAACUCGUAGCUCAAGCCGAAUUCAAUGAAGAAAAAUUUAAAGUAAUGGAAUCGAAUAUAAAAUCAUGUAAAAAACAAAUUGAAGCUCUGGAAAAAAGAAAUUUGAUGUUGAGCGAAAUCAGUGCUAAACAUGAGCAAUCUACGAUUCAUUUGAGAGAUGAAGUUAUGCAGUUGCAGAGUAGUUUAUCAAAAGCAGAAGUUGCAUUAGAAAAUUUAAAACAUGAAAACUUUUUGUUAAAAACAACGGAAGCAAGACUUCAGAAAGAAAAUGAAUGUUUCAACAGAGAAAAACAUAGUCAUUCACUUUUGAUGUCCAAUUUGGACGCCAUUAAAGCUACUUUCGAAAGAUCCGAAGAAGAAGGGAAAUUGAGACUUGAAGCUCAAUUAAGCGACACUGUUAAAGAAUGCACAGCUUUAAAAAGUGCAUUAAAAGAAGAAAAGACUAGGUUUAAGGAAUUGGCUGCAUCAUUAGAACGUCAAACUGCUAUUGCCAAAGAAAGAAUGCUGGAAGAAAAGAAGUUAGCUGAAAAAGCUAGAGAGCAAUUAGAAAUUGUUAAUCAAGAAUUGGAAUUGAAAAACAAAAAAAUAGAAGAAUUAUCAUUGAAGAUAAGAGAACUAAAUAAUUUACCUACAAAAAAUGUUAUUGAAAGCGUGUCCGUUAAUCUUGAUGAAUCAACGAAAAAAAAUAAAGAACUAGAAAAAACAGUGAGAGAUUUAAAACACGAUGUUUCAUGUUUGGAAGUUCAACUGUCAGCAGCGAAACAACAUUGUUCACAAUAUUGCGAGAUGGCAGAAAGCUUGGAAAAAGAAUUAACCGCAGCUAAUGAAAAGCAAGAUAAUUUAAAAGCACUUAUGACGACAAAAAUUGAAGAAUUAACGUCGAAUGAAAAUGAAUGGAAAAAAAAAUAUAAAGAAUUAGAAGAAAAAUAUCAAUUUAUUUCAAACAAACAAAAGAAUUCAGCUGAGGAAAUGAAUGCUAAAUUAGAAAGUUCAAGUUCGGAAUUGAAAAGUACAAAUAGUGAGUUAAUCAAUUUGAAAAACGAGUUGACGUUUACUGAAAAUGAGCUUAAAAAAUCUAAGGAGACGAUUCAAAUGUUAAGUAAAUCGUUGGAAGAAGCUGAAAAAAAAUAUUCAAAUGAAGUGGUUUUACACAGCUCUGAUAUUCAGGCAUUGAGCUCUGUCAAAAAAGAACUUUCGGAAGCAAUACUAGAAAUUAAAAAACUAAAAACCGAGAGAGAUGAUUCCGUUGAAACAUUGAAAUUAAUGUCAUCAUCAUGGGAAGAAAAAGAAAAUAAAGCCGUCGAAGAAUUAAAGCAAUUAAAUCAGCGAUUAUUAGAUUUGGAUGAACAAAAUCGGGUUUUGCACGAACAUAUUCAAGAACUUGGAAAUCAAGUUGCCGUUUUACAAUCUCGUGUUUCGAAUGACGAAAACAAAUCCAUUAAAGAAAGUUCUUUAAGUGAUUCUUCCGAAUUGGGACCUAAGGCUCAAGACCAAUUACUUAAAGUCAUUAAAUUUUUGCGUCAGGAAAAAGAUGUUGCAAUCGCAAAAAGUGAAAUUUUACAAGCAGAAAAUGUGAGGUUGAAGACUCAGUUUACAAUAUUGACAAAACAAUUGGAAGAAGCCAAAGAAAAUUUGAAAAAAGCUCAAGAAACAUCGGAUGCGUCUUUGAAAGCUUCUGCGAAACAUGCCGAACUUUUACGAAAGAUUGACACAUUAAAUGCCAUAACUGACAGUAAUCGGAUACUACGUGAAGAACGCGAUAAACUUCAAAAAGAAAUUAAAUGUUUAAAAGAAGAAGUUGAAAAGGCUGAAAGUGCUUUGGCUCCGUUGAAAGCCGACAUUAAAAAACUGAACGAGAAAGUGGAGACAUUAACUGCGGAAAAUCAGGCUCUCUUGAUGGAUUUGGCAAAAUGGAAACAAAGAGCGGAAAAGUCAACAAAAGGAACACCCGAAGACUGGAAAAGACUAACCAAUGAAAGAGAAAACUUAGCUAAACAAUGGCAGUUGGAAAAAAAUAUAAAUGAAAAACUUGAAGAUGAAUUGAAAAAAGUAAAACAAGAGAAGACAUCUUUAAACGAACAAUUAGUUCAAAUUCAAAAAACUUUAUUGAAUGAAACAAACGAAAUAAAACGUUUAACUGAAGAUUGUAAUUCAUUUAAGCAGCAAUUUAUUAAAACAAGUGAAGCACUCAACACUACCAAAAUUCAAUUAAAUAAAGUCAUUGAAGAAUCUGCAAAUUUAUCAAAAGAAGUUGAAACGAAAGAAAAUGAAAUAAAAGAAUAUAAAACUAAAGAGGAAAAGCUUCGAAGACUUUGUAAUAAGUAUAAAAAACAAUAUGAGAUCCUUUUAAAAACUGUUGAAGAAGAAAAAAAAGAUAGAGAAGAUGAAGUAAAAAAAGUAAAAGAGGAAAGUAAUUUGAAAUUAAUGGAAGAAGAAAAAGAAAAGAUAAGAGAAGAGGGGAGAGCAGAAGUCAAAAGUGAGCUUUUAACAAGGCUUACAGAACAAGAAGCAAAAUUAUCUGAAAAAAUUAAAGAAUUGGAGGCAAGCGUUUUUUCCGCUCAGGAAGAAUCUGAUCAUUUAAAAAAAGAUAACGAAAAUUUAAAAACUAGUAUUAAUGAAAAAGAAGAACGUGUAAAAACAAUAAUGAAAAAUGCAAGGACGAAAAUAGCUCAAUUAUCCGAGCAAAAAAAGAAUUUAGAAUUAGAAUUAAAAGAAAUUAAAGAAGAAAAUGAAAUGUCAAAAGAUGAAAAUAAUUCAAAAAUAAACACUCUUAAAACUCAUUACGAAUCAAAAAUAUCUGAAAUUGAUAAAGAAAAAGCUGGACUAGUUGCUGAAAGAGAACAAGAAAGGGAGCGUAUGAAUAAUCAAAUAAAGGUAUUAAAUCAAAAAAUAAAUCAGUUGCAGCGUUUAUUUGAAAAACAACAUGGUGCUAAACCUUCUACCAGUACAAGGCCACCGGAUAAAAGUUCUAUGGAACCUCCAACUGCUAAUAUUAAACCCAUGGCUGGUUCUUCAUCUUCACCGAGAAAAGAAAAACAAACAACGGGUCCCGUUGGUCCGUGUUGGAGAUCUGGUAAUGAAACUCCUUUUGCAAGCAUUCGCCCAACUAUUUCAAUGCAAGCUCGAACACUUGCCGUUUUGCCUACCUCGCAAACUAGUAACAAUCAAACAUCAUCUUGUCAAAGCACUCCUGUAAUGGUUUUACCCCAGCAACAAAUAGUACAUACGACUGGAAGUAGUGGAGAGGCAAUGAGUUCUAGUCCUACAUCUAGUCACACCGACUAUAUGCCAGCAACUAGUUCGGCCACUCCUACUCGACAAAUCGUUGUAGCUCCUCCUUUAAGUGUUGGUACUCACACUGGUACUGAUGCUCAAUCGACUCAAGAAAUGGAAGCGGAAGCUAAUGACAAUGAAAUUCAACAGCAAACAUCGUCUCAACAACCUCAAUCGUUAGUUCAACAGCAACAACAACAAACUCAAACUGUGGCUUUGGUAAUGCCUAGAGAAAGAGUUGAGCAACAAACCACUACAACGGUUACAACUCAAAGUAAUCAACAACAAAGCAUUGAUCAGAGCUGCGGAAUUGCUUACAGUCAAGCCAACAGCAGCAAUACUGUUACUACAACUCAAGCAGGUCUUAAAAGAACAAGAGAUGUUGAAGGUGACAGUUCAACAAAUUUAGAAGGGGAAGACAUUUCGAAAGUGGGACCUCAAGGAAAACGGGCUAGAGUUACAAUAACCGGCAAUCAAGCAGAAGUGUUUCACCAUCAAAUUACUCAUUCCGAAGGUAUUGAAGUCGAAUAUCAGGUUCCAACUUCUUCGCAAAAAGAUCAGGAAGAUGAUAAUUUAAUAAUGAUUGAUUCUGACGAAGAAGGAAAUGCAGACGAAGGGGACGUCGAAGGUGGUGAGGAUGAACAUGAAUUUGAAGAGGAUAACAGCGGGUAUGAGGAAAUUGGAUUAACCACAUACGAUGAGGGACCUGAUAUCGAUGAAGAAAAUGUAACGGAUCAAGAUAAUAAUGAGGUAGAAGUUGUUGAUGAUAGUAACGAAGUUCCAAAUCAAUCAGGAAGUAGUCGUAACGAAGCAACACGCGAUCCAACUCAAUCAUCGUCGUCUGGUACUGUGACAGUACCUGUGGCAUCUUCGGUUGAAAAUGAAAAUCAGCAUCAAUCAUUACAACAAUCUUCAGAGGCCACAAGCAGUGGACCCGUAAAUAACGAAAAUGAAAACAACAUUGUGAUUGUCAGUCACGCUGCAUCUUCAUUAUCGUCACAAGCGUUUCGAAAUCGAAGUGUACCUUUGUUAAAUAGGCAGCCGCAAUCACAAUUAAUUCUUCCUCAAAGCUAUGAAGAAUCCGGAGAUGACAGUAUUGUUCCAAGUACUCCUACAUUAUUCAUACCUAGAAGAGCUGACGGUUUUGGAGAAGCGGUUUCAUCUCCACAAAUACCUCAUCAGGGAAGAUUUACGUUUUCUGAUCCAUCGGCUCCUAUUACUAGAAGCGGAAUAUUACCAGCAACGGGAGAAGGUUCCGAAGAAAGUAUUCAUCUUGAAGAUCCAGGAACUGGUCGAAGUGUUCCGACUACGCCUUUACAAGUUUCUCCUCAGGAAUUACCGACUGGUGAAACAGUUAAUGAAGUAGGUCAAAGUUCAAGUAGCGCUGUUCACGUAGAGGAAGAAGAAAACGAUGUUGCUUUAAAUAUUCCUGAUAUUGUUGUCACUAUAACAGAGGACGAUGAUCAUUGUGAAACUCCUCCUCCUGAAUUGUCAGAAUCAGCCGGUGAGGACGAAGAAGAAGAACCUCCUGAAAAAGACGAUACUUCUGGAGAAGAACCAGAAAUUAUAAAUUUAGAAGAAGAAAAUGACGGAGUUACUUCAGAAGGUGAAAAACCUCAAUUUGCUCUCGGAGAAAUCGAAGAAGGACGCGAAGCAGAAGCAAGUGAACCUUUCGAUUCAGUCAAUAUGAAAAAGCAAAUCCCAAGGCUGACCGGGAGCACAAGAAGGUCAAUGAAAGCGGUUCCUCCUAGGCGGAGCACUCCUCGUCGUUUAACGCCAAUUGUAUGGAAUGAACCAGGUUCCAGUUCGGGACCAAGUAACGUUAUUGGCUCGGCUAUUCUUAUUAAAAUGUUUGGACUUGCAAUUUGCAUGAUGCAAUUAAUACCAUCAUAA
This is a messenger RNA of Pediculus humanus corporis (human body louse), 7359 nucleotides long. RefSeq lists its product as uncharacterized. Gene Ontology annotation, cellular component: nuclear pore. Bases 1 to 7359 code for a protein of 2452 amino acids. Gene Ontology annotation, biological process: protein import into nucleus; mRNA export from nucleus. Lineage: Eukaryota; Metazoa; Arthropoda; Insecta; Psocodea; Pediculidae. Gene Ontology annotation, molecular function: structural constituent of nuclear pore. The transcript has 25 exons. The record is from RefSeq and is a predicted model, not a curated record.